AUGACUAGCUAUGAUUUUGUGUUACAUUUAUUUUUUUUUAACUUACUUUAUCAUGUUACCGGAGCCGCUACCGACGUAAAGAAUUCGCAAAGUGAUGGUUCGUGCGCGGCGAGGUUCGCGUCCUGCGAAGCCAAUGCGGGCAACUCUCAGCAGCCAGUGUGCGGCACCGACGGGCGGAACUACUCCUCAAAAUGCCACCUACUAAAGGCGCAAUGUUCCGGAGAACCCGCCUCCGUUGCCCAUAAAGGACCUUGUGUUGGCCAGUCCUCCUGUCUGAUCGUGCAACGGUACGCCCUGAGCGCGCACAGCGGUCGCAGGGCCCCGUUCGUGCCUCGCUGCCGCGGCGACGGCACCUACGCGCCGGUGCAGUGCGCGGCCGCCGGCGCCGCCGCGGGCUGCUGGUGCGUCACCCCCGACGGGAAGCCCCUGCCGGACACCGCGGUGAGGAACGGCAGGCCGGACUGCACCAAGACCGAUAAACUGUUAGGUAAAUCGCACACACGGCGACGAUCCUCGGUUCGGGGUCAACGGAAUAAAAGAAGUUGCACUCGUAUAGACCGCGUUCAGUUCAACGGGAACCUGAUAAAAAUAUUUAGCGGCGAGUACGAGAGAGUACGGUCGGAGACAGGAGGCGCUCCUAUGGAGUCACGGGCUGUGGCCGAAUGGAAGUUUCGAGAACUUGAUCGGGACAGAAGCGGCACCCUGCAGAAAUCUGAAUACAGGGGCUUACGAAGACUAAUUAAAAAGGUGGUGAAGCCCAAACGGUGCGCCCGUGCGUGGGCCCGGGGUUGCGACGGCGACGGUGACGGUGAGAUAGCGCGCGCCGAGUGGGCCGCCUGCCUUCUCGCCAGCCCUGAGCCCCCCGCACCGGACUACGAGGACAGUGGGCCCGAGCCGGAGCCCGAUUACACCGAGGAGGAGCCCCCGCCCGACCCCAGCGCUGUGUUGCCAGGAAUAAUGAAGAACUCCUUCGCGCCGGACGGCUCCGAUGCGGAGUCGAGACGAGAGGACGAGGCUAACGACUGCCUGACGGAUCGACAGGCCGUCCUGGAAGAACAGAAGAACGGCAGCGCGGUGCUGUACGUGCCGGAGUGCACGGGCGACGGGCGGUACGCUCGCGCCCAGUGCUAUCGCUCCACCGGGUACUGCUGGUGCGUGCACCAGGACACCGGCAAGCCCAUCCCGGGCUCCUCCGUAAAGGACCGCAAGCCGGACUGCGACGCGGCGCCGCAGCACGCCAGCCCCAUGCGAGGAUGUCCUGAACCAAUGAAAACACAUUUCCUUCGUGAUCUGAUGAACUUCUUCAUAUCCAAAAUGACAGCUACUAGUAACGGAACUGGGCCUGGUGACAUGGUCAAAUGGGGUGCCUCGAAGGAAGAACAAGCUGCUACUUGGACUUUCGUAAUGUUAGACAAAGACAAAAACAAAGUGCUUGAGAGACGGGAAUGGAAGGCAUUUCACCAGCUCAUAUCCAACAUGGAACCACUGCGGAGGUGUGGUAGAAAGUUGCCGAGGUAUUGCGACGUUAACCACGAUUCGAAAAUAAGUAUUACAGAAUGGAUGGCCUGCCUGGAGGUGUUGCAGGCUUCUCAAGGACACUUAAAUAAGAAUAUAACGGAAGCAACAAAAGCACCUCCUAAUCCAAGAAGAAAAGGUCCAAACCCACUUGAAUCAAUUCUGAAGGCAGAAGAC
Molecule: messenger RNA, 1692 nt
Organism: Iphiclides podalirius (scarce swallowtail)
Lineage: Eukaryota; Metazoa; Arthropoda; Insecta; Lepidoptera; Papilionidae
Source: the annotation of a GenBank genome assembly